AUUCAUAAGGAGCAGAGCUCCCAAAGGAGGCGUCACAGCAGGAGCCGGGGCGAGGGACGGCGCAAGGAACUGAGCUCAGAUCCCCUUCGUGUGCCUUCCGCUUGAGACGGCAGGUUGAAGAAACGGUUUGUCGUGGCCCUUGCUGGAAAAAGGCGCGUGGGGAACUCACCUCAAAGGCAAGGAGGAGACAACGCUCCCAGACGGAAUAUUAAGGCAGGAAGCCAAAGCAAUGUCUCAGGUCAUACCCAGCCACGUGCUACGGGUCGGCCAGACGAUACGUGUUGCAUCCCAGGAAGAAAGCAGGAGCUUACAGCCAGCCGGGAGCGCCUGCUGCUCCAGCUUGACUACAAAAUGUUCUUAUUAUUCAGCCGAGGGUUGGCUCAGCCAGCCUAUGAUGGCCCAAAGCAAAGCACAUCUGCUGCCCAAUGGGGGCCUGCAUGGAGCUAACUCGAAUGCCGUGUUCACACGCGUGGCCUCUCCCGCCCCCGGGAAAGAGCAGCAGGUUGCCUCUAUGGAAAGAGCCAGUCCCACACAUCGGCCAGAGGGCGAAGAGGAGACCAAGGGGAAUCCCCAGGCUAAUCCAGUGUCUCCGACCCUGGACGUGUCCAUAGAAAGCCUGAACCAACUGAUCCUAGACAUCGACCCGACCUUCCAGCCCCUCCUGCUCAAACCAGAGCGCAGCAAGAAGCACACUGCCCAACCCACGUCUCCUGGCUACGCGGCUGCGAGCGAGAAACCAGACCCCGAUUCGUUAGAGAUCAAGUACAUCGAAAUGACUCCCACCCGAGCCAAGAGCCACGAAUCACUGCAGGGCUCGGCCAGUCCUUGCGUCACUCCGCUCUCCAUGUCACCCCAAGGCAGCUGCUUCCUGCUAGCCCGGGACAACUGCACCCCGAAUGGCAGUCUUAUCUUCUCGAGCCCCUCCAGGCCUGACAGCAACCGGGCAGCUCCUCAGAAUCAGCCCCCCCCUGGGAGCUCCCCCCAGACCAGCUACAGAGCGUCUGAAUGUGUGUCCAUCCCGCAGCGUGGUCAGAAGGACUGCAGCUCCUACAGGCCAAAUACUCUCCUGGCCACCUCUCCCGGCCUGGAGAGUUUGCGGAAGGCUUUGUCCAUUGGGCGGGCUCAGCAGAGAACCAGCAGGGUCUCCGUGCUCUCCACGAGCCCGGGAUCAGACACCAGUUACGUGCUUGGAAGCAGCACCCAGUCGCUUCUCAACGAUGACUCCGACUCUUACCAACCUGCCCACCGAUCAGCGGAAAGCCCCUUAUCUGUCGGCUCCUUCGGCAGCCCUUGUCUCGCCUCCCCCGGCGUUCAAGUCAAUCGUUUUGGAGAUGCCUUUAGCCCGGGUUCCAGUUCCAGCAAAGUGAACAACUCUUCCUCCCCGCCACUCCAGAAGGGACACGCCAGCAGCUGUCCCCCGUCCAUCGUUAACUCCCUGGCUGAUAUCCCCAUACUGCUGGUCAACGGAUGUCUGGAACAUGGCGAGACGUCUCCCAGGAUGGGCAAAGACUUCCAGGGUUCCGUCAAGCAGACAGUUCCACCCAGUUCCAGCUCCUCCUCAGGGAUAAACAGCUUGACUAAGACCUCUUCUGAAACGUCUCUCUCCUUCUCCCCGGACGGUUCCUCCAAAGAUGGUGAGCCAACCAUGAAGUUUGUGAUGGACACAUCAAAAUACUGGUUCAAGCCGAGCAUUACAAGGGACCAAGCAAUCCAACUUCUGAAGGAGGCGGAACCAGGCGCUUUCCUCAUGCGGGACAGCACGUCGUACCGCGGGUCGUUUGGGCUGGCGAUGAAGGUUCUCAGCUCACCAUCCGGCUGCAAGACAGGUGAUGACAGCAGCGACCUGGUCCGACACUUCCUCAUUGAGUCAUCUGCCAAAGGCGUGCACCUUAAAGGGGCCAGCGAGGAGCCCUAUUUUGGGAGCCUGUCUGCCUUCGUCUACCAGCACGCCAUGACUGCACUAGCGCUGCCCUGCAAGCUGGCCAUCCCCACACGAGAUUUUGCUGGUGGAGAAAAUAGCUCUGAGACCCCCCUGGAAGCUGCAAUUUCUGCAAUGAAGAAAACUGCUGCCUGCAACGUCUUGUACCUCAGCUCGGUGAGCGUGGAGACGCUGACCGGCGCCUCGGCGGUUCAGAAAGCUGUCGCCUCCACCUUCGAACUGGAGACGCCGCCCACGCCCACCAUCGUUCACUUCAAAGUGACUGAGCAAGGGAUAACCCUGACUGACGUCCAGCGAAAAGUGUUUUUCCGACGGCACUAUCCCCUCGCUGCCCUCAGCUUCUGCAGCAUGGACCCUGAGAACAGAAAGUGGCAAAAGUACUGCAAGUCUUCACGGAUCUUUGGCUUUGUAGCCAAAAGCCAAACGGAUGCCGAGAAUUUCUGUCAUCUCUUUGCCGAGUACGACACCGUGCAGCCGGCUUCUCUUGUCAUUGACUUCAUCAGCAAACUCCUCCCAGAGCAGUAGCUGAUGCAAACCUGCGGAGAAGCUGUUGCUGCCAGUACCUGGAUGCCGCUGAGCCGCUUCCUACUGUUCCAUUGCUGCUUUGUUGCAUUUUGGCAACUGCUCCUAUUUAUAACUUUUGUUACGUACUUUGAUGUCCAGCGUUUCAGAGGAAGGUUUUACACUCCCUGCUCAGUCCUGGGAGCCUCUGAUGGGAUCAGAGCUCAUUCAAAAGCUCUGAUGAGGAACCACAUGGAAAUGCCGAAUGUCUUACAUGUAUAUAUCGCAGCCUGCAGGAAGCCACAGCAGGUCAGAUGGUGGAUGAGUGUGCGAGAGGUUGGAUUUGCCUUGCCAAGUUAUUUGCUCACUCAUGGGGGGUGAGUAAUUUUGUUCUUUAACAGGCAGGGAAAAUAUUGGGGCCAAGAUUUUUGAUAGUGAUGCCUUGAUUUCUGGGUGCCCAAUUUGAGACCCUUACAGGGGUCUGAGCUCCCACCCUCCAAACGUGCGGGUUAGCACUGCCCGAGCUCACAGAUGUCUUGUGAGGAUAAAUGGUGCCCUGCUACCAUGGUACCAGGGGCCAGGCGAGGACCUUCCGUAGACGGAUGGACCCUUCUCAGUAGCCUCUGGGUGGAUUCUGCAAAUCAAGGCACCUACAAUCACAAGCUGCUUCUGAAAAAUCUUGGCUCCCUACAUUUUCGUGACCAAAAUGUCAGGCAAAGCAGAUUUUUUUGGCCAGGGCUGGUAAAUUUUUGUGCCAUUUUUGCUGGACUGGCCUGGAUCAAAAUAUCCAGACCAUGACGAGCGGAGAAAUAAACACUGACGUUUUCAUGACAGAAAACGUAUUGGCUUUUUGGAGGAGACUGGGCCAGAUCCUCAGCUGAUGUAAAUUGGCGGCGCCUCCUUCUGGGGCGCUCCCCGUGCUGAAGGAAGCAGGUGACUCCAGUAGGUAAGAGGCCCAAUUGGGAGCCAGGAGAUCUGAGGUCUAGUCCCCGUCCCCUCCUCACUCAAUGGCCAUAACCUGAAGGUCUCGUCCCUUCGGCGCAUGAGGAGAUGAGUCAGGGAACUGAGCUAGGGAGUCGGGGCUGGGAAAUCAGCUUGACAUGAGUGCACAGUAACGCAAUCUGCUUUACCCACUCGAUACGCCAAAAUCCGGGGCAGUCGGCUUGUUCGUGUCUCUGCAUUGGCCGACUGCUGCAUUUUCCCUGCGCUAGUUACAUAGGAGUAACAUGGUCCAAAAGCACCAGGUUGGGUAACUCUUCGGCCAGGGCUCAGGUGGGCAGCCAGGUCUAGUGGUUACAGCCCUGGACUGGGACUCUGGAGACUUGGGUUCUACUCCUGGCAGCCAAUGACCUGCUGUGUGACCUUGGGCAAGUUCCUCCACCGCUCUGUGCCUCGGUUUCCCCUGCUGCUCUUUGCCUGUCUUUGAUAGAAUGGCGGCGCCCGUUGGGCCUUGGGGCCCCAUUGUGCUGCAGUCUCUGUGGGGCAGGGCGACCUCUCGCUCUGAACUGCACUCAGCACACACAGGCCCCAGACUCAGGGCAUUAAAUUCAUGUCUAGCCGAGUCAGAUGCAAGCGAGUCUAAAACGAGGCAGGAGCCUUAGAACUCCAGGGAAGCCGCCCUUGACCCAGCGCGCUCAUUUCUGUGUAACAGCCAGGGGCGGGUGGUUCUGAGCUUAGACGGCCAGUGAAGCUAUUUAAGAGAUGGAAUCCGCUAGAUCUGUUGUUUUGCAAGAACAGAUUUCAAAGGGCUCCGUUCUGGCCGGGUGAGCCACUGCUCAGGACUCUCCGGUGGCUGAGUGGAGAGGCUGUGGGAUGGAUUCCCUCUAGUUCCGAUUCCUUGGGAGCUGCAAAACAGGGCAUCAAACGCUGGUCUUCGGAGCCCACGCUGAGCACCAGGGCCGACGGGGGGCGGGGGAAGCCGGUACAAAUUACCGGGGCCCAGCGGUCUGGAAGGGGGCCCGGGGCCUGGCUUCAUCAGCCCUGUUUAGCCAGCCUGCCCUUGCUGGGGGGGCCAAAAAAAUGUUUUCACUGGGGCCCAAACCCGCUCUCAGCGGCCCAGCUGAGCACCCCUAGCCAUGGCCCCACAGACCUCCAGCCUCGCCCAGAACUGGGGCUGCCCUGGUACCUGGCCCGUCUGCUGUUUCUCUGCACAGGCUUGAAUUUCACCCUAGCGGAAUAACGAGUCAAGGGGCUAAUUCCCUACAAAAGCUCCAUUGUCGUCUGCUCCCCAGAUGAGUCUCUUUUGAGGCCAGGCCACGUGGCCAUCCCAACCUGGCCUUUUGGUACAGAGGCACUUUCUGCCGAGUCUAUAACACGUACAAGCAACGCCUGCUGGGUCUCCAGCCUCUCCGCUGAGGGGUUUACAAGGGAGCCACCGGCUGAAAAUUCCUCCGGUUUCUUUUUUGUUGUUGUUGCAAACAAAUAAAGAGCCACACGCAGCCCGAGUUUUGCAGCUGGAGUCGAGCGCCGAGGGAUGAGCGAGUUUAGAACACCAGGGGGCUCCAGCGAGUCGGCUUUUAUCUCCAGCCCCUUUUGCACAUCUUCUGGGAGUCCUAAGCCGGAGGAACGUCUGUCUGGCAGCUUCGCUGGUUAUUGUAAUGCUGUUUUGAUUAAACAAAAUUG
Molecule: messenger RNA, 5062 nt
Organism: Mauremys mutica (yellowpond turtle)
Lineage: Eukaryota; Metazoa; Chordata; Testudines; Geoemydidae
Gene: TNS4
Product: tensin 4
Exons: 13
Coding region: 230-2464 (744 amino acids)
Molecular function (GO): protein binding
Source: RefSeq, a predicted model, not a curated record